Molecule: messenger RNA, 2925 nt
Organism: Amyelois transitella
Lineage: Eukaryota; Metazoa; Arthropoda; Insecta; Lepidoptera; Pyralidae
Gene: GABA-B-R1
Product: gamma-aminobutyric acid type B receptor subunit 1
Exons: 14
Coding region: 1-2925 (974 amino acids)
Biological process (GO): gamma-aminobutyric acid signaling pathway; G protein-coupled receptor signaling pathway
Cellular component (GO): G protein-coupled receptor heterodimeric complex; membrane
Molecular function (GO): G protein-coupled GABA receptor activity
Source: RefSeq, a predicted model, not a curated record
AUGCUAGAGGUGGGCAAUGACAGGAUGUCCCCGGCGCGAGCGAUGACCCUGCAAGGCGCCGGGCGUCGCUCGGAACCCCGCCGACCCGCCCGAAGUGAUGCGCCCCUCGAUCCACCCUCGAUGCCAUAUUUUAUAGAAAAUUUCACGCUUAUUAGGCUAUGUCUACAAUCUCUACGGGUGAUAUCACAUUUAUAUCAAAAUGCCAACGCUUGUCUGCCGCGAGUGCGAGGAAACUUUAAUUUUUCAAAGCGUCCGCUAGUCAAAUUAAAAGCUGUGAAUAAUGUAUUUAGCUUUCGAACUAGGACAGUGUAUUGUGAUGUUAAUUCGUUGUUAGUAAAAACAUUAGUGCAAUUAUUCGUUGUUGCCAAGUGGGUUGUGUGUUCGGUGCGGUCGAGAUGGCAUUGCGGGCGAAGGAAGGACUGGCCUCGAAGGCUUCUCCUGUUGUGGCUGUGUAGUUGUGGGAGCUACAGCGAAGGUCGCCGAGACAAUGAUCUGCACAUCGGCGGCAUCUUUCCGAUGGAGGGAGAAGGCGGCUGGCAGGGCGGGCAGGCCUGCAAACCCGCCGCUGAGCUCGCUUUGAUCGAUGUCAACGCAAGAAAAAAUCUUCUAUCCGGAUUCAAACUAUUGUUGCACAGUAAUGACAGCAAGUGUGAACCAGGUCUAGGUGCCAGUGUAAUGUACAAUCUGCUCUACAACCCACCACAGAAGCUCUUGCUGCUGGCCGGCUGUUCCACAGUCUGCACCACCGUCGCUGAAGCUGCCAAGAUGUGGAACCUUAUGGUUCUUUGCUAUGGGGCGUCAUCACCAGCGCUCUCGGACCGAUCGCGGUUCCCCACUCUGUUCCGAACGCACCCGUCGGCAACGGUCCACAACCCCACCCGCAUCAAGCUGAUGCAGAAGUUCGGUUGGUCCCGCAUCGCCAUCCUGCAACAGGCGGAGGAGGUUUUCAUAUCUACUGUGGAAGACCUAGAAGCGCAUUGCAAGAAGGCCGGCAUCGAGAUCGUGACGCGGCAGUCUUUCCUGACAGACCCUGUUGACGCCGUGCGGAACCUCCGGAGACAAGACGCGAGGGUCAUCGUAGGACUGUUCUACGUAGUUGCGGCGCGCCGUGUACUCUGCGAGGUCUACAAACACAGAUUGUACGGGAAAUCAUACGUCUGGUUCUUCAUUGGUUGGUAUGAAGACAACUGGUUUGAGACGAACCUAGAAAAGGAGGGCAUAGAGUGCACCGUGGAACAAAUGCGAGAAGCGGCUGAAGGACACCUGACGACUGAAGCUCUCAUGUGGAAUCAAAAUGCUAACCAAACAACUAUAUCAGGCAUGACAUCUGAAGACUUCCGGUCACGCCUGAACGGGGUCCUCCGCGAGGCGGGCUAUGACAUCGACGGCGAGAGAUUCCCAGAGGGAUACCAAGAAGCACCUUUGGCUUACGACGCGGUGUGGGCGGUGGCUUUGGCUUUCAACAAAACUAUGGAGAAGCUUCUUAAAAGCGGACAAAGCCUUAAAAAUUUUACGUACACCAACAAGAAAAUCGCCGACGACAUCUAUGAGGCAAUAAAUUCUACAUCAUUUCUUGGGGUAUCGGGCUUAGUGGCAUUCUCGUCUCAAGGCGAUCGGAUAGCGCUGACUCAAAUCGAGCAGCUGACAGACAACCACUAUGUGAAGCUGGGGUACUACGACACACAAGCUGAUAACCUUACAUGGUUGGACCGGGAGAAAUGGGUUGGUGGCAAGGUACCUCCGGACAGGACGGUGGUGGUGAAUGAACUUCGUACCGUGUCCUUGCCUCUAUUUGCUUGCAUGACUGCAUUGUGCAUCGCGGGAAUACUGGCUGCUAUUGGUCUCAUUGUUUUCAACAUCAUGAACAGACAUAGGAGGGUCAUACAAUGGUCGCACCCAGCUUGCAACACUGUCAUGCUGUGUGGGUGUUGCAUUUGUUUGGGAGCCGCCGUAGCUCUGGGGGUCGACGGACGGUGGGUACAGCCCCAACACUUCACUGGACUAUGCGCCGCAAGAGCCUGGCUCCUCGCAACCGGUUUCUCCAUGGCCUACGGAGCGCUAUUCACCAAAGUCUGGAGAGUACACAGACACACGACAAAGCCAAAAGUAGAUUCGAAGAAACGCAUGCAUGGUUGGAAGCUGUACACCAUGGUAGGCGGUCUGCUAAUGGUCGACGUGGCGCUGCUGACCGCUUGGCAGAUCCGGGACCCCUUACAACGGCGCAUAGAGUUGUUCCCGCUGGAGGCCCCCAGGCACCAUGACGAUGAUGUUCAUAUCAGACCUGAAUUAGAGCAUUGCGAGAGCGAGCAUAACACUGUGUGGCUCGGUGUGAUGUACGGGUACAAAGGCUUGGUGCUAGUGUUUGGACUAUUUCUGGCUUACGAGACCAGAUCAGUGAAGGUCCGUUCGAUCAACGACUCCCGCUACGUGGGCAUGAGCAUCUACAACGUGGUAGUGCUGUGCCUGAUAACGGGCCCGGUCACAUUGGUCAUCGCGAGUCAACAGGACGCCUCGUUUGCCUUCGUGUCUUUAGCCAUCGUCUUCUGCUGCUUCCUGAGUAUGGCCCUCAUAUUUAUACCAAAGGUGAUAGAAGUGAUUCGGCACCCAACGGAGAGGGCUGAGAGUGGGAGAGGAGGGUCCGGGUCGGGGUCAAUGCCAGGGGACGAAGAGCGGUAUCGGGAACUCGUCAAGGAAAAUGAAGAACUACAAAAACUGAUAGCACAGAAGGAGGAGCGGAUUCGGACGCUGAAACAGAAGCUAGCGGAGCGGGAAGCGGCGUCGGCCGACGGUGUGACCCAAGGUACGGGCGGAGGCGUGCUAGCUGAUCUAGCCACGGCCACCUCUGACUAUGGCACGUCCACUAACUACACGCGAUCCUCCCGCGCCUCUGUCUCCGAAUUAGACUUUUCCGAAAGCUACUUGUAA